Mus caroli (Ryukyu mouse) is the source of this 2583-nucleotide messenger RNA. The record is from RefSeq and is a predicted model, not a curated record. Lineage: Eukaryota; Metazoa; Chordata; Mammalia; Rodentia; Muridae.
ACCGCAGCGCGCGGGGCUCCGGGGGCAUCCGCCGCUCGGCUCCGUCUGCGGGCUUCUUCCCCUGUCUUGUCCCGCUUCUGCGGCCGCGCUGCCGGGCCCUCGCGCGUUGGCGAGGUCGACAAGCAGCAUGGCGGUGGAGGAAGAGGGACUGCGGGUCUUCCAGAGCGUGAGGAUCAAGAUUGGUGAAGCCAAGAAUCUUCCUUCCUACCCGGGGCCAAACAAGAUGAGGGACUGCUACUGCACUGUGAACCUGGACCAGGAGGAGGUUUUCCGGACCAAAAUUGUCGAGAAGUCACUCUGCCCCUUUUACGGAGAGGACUUUUACUGUGAAAUCCCUCGGAGUUUCCGCCACCUGUCCUUUUACAUUUUUGAUAGAGAUGUUUUNCGAAGGGACUCCAUCAUAGGCAAGGUGGCCAUCCAGAAGGAAGACUUGCAGAGGUACCACAACAGGGACACAUGGUUCCAGCUGCAGCACGUGGACGCGGACUCGGAGGUGCAGGGCAAGGUCCACCUGGAGCUGAGACUGAGUGAGGUCAUUACGGACACUGGUGUCGUCUGCCACAAACUCGCUGCACGCAUCUUCGAGUGCCAGGGUCUCCCCAUUGUGAACGGGCAGUGUGACCCUUAUGCCACAGUGACGCUGGCCGGACCCUUCAGGUCUGAAGCAAAGAAAACGAAGGUGAAGAAGAAAACCAACAACCCCCAGUUUGACGAGGUGUUUUAUUUUGAGGUGACCAGACCCUGCAGCUACAGCAAAAAGUCCCACUUUGACUUCGAGGAGGAGGACGUGGACAAACUUGAAAUCCGAGUUGACCUCUGGAACGCCAGCAACCUGAAGUUUGGGGAUGAGUUUCUCGGGGANCUGAGGCUCCCUCUCAAGAUUCUGCGACACUCUAGCUCUUAUGAAGCCUGGUACUUCCUCCAGCCCCGAGACAACGGCAAUAAGAGCCUGAAGCCAGAUGACUUGGGGUCUCUGAGGUUAAAUGUCGUUUAUACAGAAGACCACGUCUUCUCCUCUGAGUACUACAGCCCACUGCGUGACCUGUUACUGAAGUCUGCGGAUGUGGAGCCUGUCUCAGCCUCAGCAGCUCACAUCCUGGGUGAGGUGUGCAGAGACAAGCAAGAGGCAGCCAUCCCGCUGGUACGGCUCCUGCUGCACUAUGGCAGGGUAGUGCCCUUCAUCAGUGCCAUCGCUAGCGCAGAGGUGAAGAGGACCCAGGAUCCCAAUACCAUCUUCCGAGGAAACUCACUGACAUCCAAGUGCAUAGACGAGACGAUGAAGCUGGCGGGCAUGCACUAUCUCCAUGUGACCCUGAAGCCCACCAUUGAGGAGAUCUGCCAGAGCCACAAGUCCUGUGAGAUCGACCCUGUGAAACUGAAAGACGGCGAAAACCUCGAGAACAACAUGGAGAGCCUGAGACAGUAUGUGGAUCGCAUCUUCACUGUCAUCACCAAGUCCGGGGUGAGCUGCCCCACCGUCAUGUGUGACAUCUUUUUCUCUCUGCGGGAGGCGGCUGCCAAGCGCUUCCAAGAUGACUUGGAUGUGAGGUACACCGCUGUGAGCAGCUUCAUCUUCCUCAGGUUCUUCGCCCCUGCCAUCCUGUCCCCAAACCUUUUCCAGCUGACACCCCACCACACGGACCCACAGACUUCUAGAACCCUGACACUUAUCUCAAAGACGAUCCAGACCCUCGGCAGCUUGUCCAAGUCCAAGUCUGCCAGUUUUAAGGAGUCGUACAUGGCGACAUUCUAUGAGUUCUUCAACGAGCAGAAGUAUGCAGACGCUGUAAAGAACUUCCUGGAUUUGAUCUCAUCCUCGGGAAGAAGGGACCCCAAGAGCAUAGAGCAGCCUAUCCUGCUUAAAGAAGGGUUCAUGAUCAAGCGGGCCCAGGGAAGGAAACGGUUUGGAAUGAAGAAUUUCAAGAAGAGGUGGUUUCGCCUGACGAACCACGAGUUCACCUACCAGAAAAGCAAAGGUGAUCAGCCACUCUGCAACAUCCCCAUCGAGAACAUCUUGGCUGUGGAGAGGCUAGAGGAGGAGUCCUUCCGAAUGAAAAACAUGUUCCAGGUCAUCCAGCCAGAGCGUGCCCUGUACAUCCAGGCCAACAACUGUGUGGAGGCCAAGGACUGGAUCGACAUCCUCACCAAAGUGAGCCAGUGCAACCAGAAGCGGCUCACCGUCUUCCACCCGUCGGCCUACCUGAACGGCCACUGGCUCUGCUGCAGGGCCUCCUCAGACACGGCUGCUGGCUGCACUCCCUGCACUGGUGGGCUCCCGGCCAACAUCCAGCUGGACAUUGAUGGGGACCGUGAAACAGAGCGCAUCUACUCUCUCUUUAACCUGUACAUGGGCAAGCUGGAAAAGAUGCAGGAGGCCUGCGGCAGCAAGUCUGUGUAUGAUGGCCCUGAGCAGGAGGAGUACUCAACGUUCGUCAUCGACGACCCCCAGGAGACGUACAAGACACUGAAGCAGGUCAUCGCUGGGGUGGGGACCCUUGAGCAGGAGCACGCACAGUACAGGAGAGACAAGUUCAAGAAGACGAGAUACGGGAGCCAGUGAGUGUUGGGGUGCUCCCUAGCCAC